This is a messenger RNA of Achroia grisella, 2138 nucleotides long. RefSeq names its product myoneurin-like. Lineage: Eukaryota; Metazoa; Arthropoda; Insecta; Lepidoptera; Pyralidae. Bases 202 to 1878 code for a protein of 558 amino acids. The record is from RefSeq and is a predicted model, not a curated record. The transcript is spliced from 9 exons. Gene Ontology annotation, cellular component: nucleus. Gene Ontology annotation, molecular function: RNA polymerase II cis-regulatory region sequence-specific DNA binding; zinc ion binding; DNA-binding transcription factor activity, RNA polymerase II-specific. Gene Ontology annotation, biological process: regulation of transcription by RNA polymerase II.
CGUGUAGACAGUGCCCGCGUCGCGUCGUUUUUUCUUUUUGUCUAUGACAGCGUAGUGAGGUGAACAUCUAUUAUAUUUGUUCCCAAAUCGUAUAUUAAACAUUAGUGGUGUUUGGUGUAUUUUAAAGAUUUUGUACUAUUCAAUCGACAGUACAAACUUCGAUAUUUUUUGGUUUUAUAGCAGCACUGAAAUAUUGUAAGAAUGUUAGAUCCGCAAGAUGGUAUUGAUAUCAAAACAUGUCGUAUAUGUUUGACAAGUAAAAAACCUCUCUGUCCUCUCUUCAAAUAUAAAUUGUCAGGAAAUUAUGCAGAAAUGCUAACAGCAGUUGCUGAUGUAAAGGUAGUAGCAAAUGAUGGUUUACCAGAAAGAAUUUGUUAUAAAUGUUGUUCUGCAUUGGAAAAGGCAUACAUGCUUAAAACUGUUGCAGAAAGAUCAGACAAAAAGCUUAGAAAGAUUCUUGCAAGAGUCAGUGCUCAAAUGCCGACCAAGAAAAUAGCAUUUGAUUCCUUUACUGACAUCAAAAGUGAAAUAGGACCACUUGCUGUCAAACCUGAGCCAAAAUGGGAAUUAGAAGUUGAUAUGACAUAUAAUGAGAAUAUUCCGAAGAAGGUAGAAACCAUAGAUGGCAAGGACAUAGUUAUAGCAAACACAGUGAUUAGAAAAGUAGACUCAAAUACAGAAGAAUCUAAAUCUGAUAUUAUAGCUGAUUAUGUAGAUUUAACAUGGAGUUCAACAAAAAUAUCUCCAGAACCUAACAACCUUGAGGUUGAAUACCUAGAUGAUGAUAUUUUCCAAGAUGAUGGUGAUGAUGACGCUGAUUACGUACCCCCAACUGAAAAACAAAAAAAUAAAUUUAAAAAACCAAAAUUAUCUGAUAUUAAAGUUUUCAAAGGGAAAAAGUCAAUUGUGAGAAAAUUAAAAGUAUUAAAAAAUUAUAGAGAUGAAUUUGAAAGUAAUUCUAAUAAAAUUAACAAAUCUAGCAGUGAUUCUAAAUCAAGGUCAACUACAAUGAUAACAUGUUAUCCAAUCAUGAAAAAUGGUUCAAGAGGGCCACCUAUACUAUUAAAGAGACCAAAAGAUGCUACUGUGUUAAAAGUUCAUGCAAAUUAUAAAGUAAGGAAUACCAUAUCAGAUGAUACAAAUAAAUCAAUACGUCGAGAAAAACCAAUUAGAGUAGUGAGAACUGCCAAGCCCAUAGUUAAACAAAGAGAAAAGAUGGUUUGCCCUAUUUGUGGAAUAUUGACCUUUACACUUGGCAACCAUAUAUCAACACAUCAAGAGAAAAAGAGAUAUUCAUGUACUCAGUGCCCCAGAACAUUUGCGCAAAAAGGUAAUUUGCUAGUCCACAUGAAACAACAUACAGGUGUAAAGGAUCACAUCUGUGAAAUUUGUGGUGCAGGCUUCUAUUCCCAGAAGUCAUUAGUUAGACAUAAUCUAAUUCAUAAAGGAGAGAGGCCUUUCCCCUGCAAUCUUUGCAAUAAAAAAUUUAUAGCUGCUUAUGGAUUGCGCUGUCAUAUGCAAAUACACACUGGAGAACGAAGAUUCACUUGUGAGCACUGUGGUAAAAGGUUUAGGCAAGGCACCCAUCUGCGAGCUCAUGUCAUCAUUCAUACAGGCGAUAAGCCAUAUUCUUGCAAGGUAUGCAACGUAGCGUUCAGUUACAAAGUGAAUUUGAAUAAUCAUGUGAUAAAAGUUCAUGGUGUCAAUUUAAAAUUUAAAUCUAUCCACACUGUCACGGAAGAUGUGCUGCGGCGAGAAAUGGGGUUAGUGAAUGAGACCCGUGUCGCCAUUUCUCAUAUUAUGCCCCAACUGGAUGAUGCUCCGACGCCCGCUGCUCACGAGACUGUACCGCAUCACAGUACUGAUUACACAGUCUAGUGGAUUCAUACAUUAAUAUUGACACUGCAUUAUCGACAAUAUCGGUUGCUUACAACUAAAACGUGUAAUGGUCGAAAAUUAUUGUUAUUUCAGAAAAUACUACUAAUAAUAGUUAAAGUUUCUAAUUUGUUUUGUAAAUAUUUUUUUAUUUUGAAAGCAUGGUAUGUUCUAUGAAAUUAGAAGUAUAUGCGUGUUCAUUGUAAAUACUAUUAUUUACUAUGAUAUUAAUAAGUUCACAAUGUAAUAACAGCGAAAUCACA